AUGCAGAAAGUGGGUGGUGGUGGUGAUGGUGUGGUGCCCAAAAAAUGGGUGGUGGUGAUGGUGUGGUGCCCCAUCCGACGUCUUCCCUUUCGGAAGCACCCGGUGUGCGAACCCCCAUGCGCGAACAAGGGAAUCUGCGUCCGACCGGACGAAUGCGAUUGUCCAGACAAUUUCUCCGGCCCUCGGUGCGGACAACAGAUUCUCCCUGGACUGUGUGAACGAGAUCCACCCAGUCCAGAAAACUCCAAAGUUUACUGCAGCCAGCGGGACUGUCAGGUGAGAUGCGAUGAUGGCUACGGAGUACCCCCCACCGGGCAGCAGCGCCUAAAGCUGAAAUGCGAGAGGGGACAAUGGGUUCCGAACGAUGCACCCAACUUCAUCACUAUACCCGACUGCGUCCCCGUUUGCUUCCCGGCCUGCAAGAACGGCGGUGCUUGCCUGGAGGAGAACCGAUGCGAAUGCCCCAAGGACUUCAGAGGCGACCGCUGCCAAUACAGCGUGGAGGAGUGCGACAUGGGGAAGACGGAUUUCAACGGGGAGUACGAAUGCGAGGACCUCGAGGAGACCCGAGAGUGUCAGAUCUCCUGCCCUCUCGGGGUCUCUUUCACCUUCCCUCCUCACCCGACGUACUCCUGUGACUAUACCGAGGGAUUCUUCACCCCGGAGUCCAUCCCUCUCUGCGACCACUCGGAUGACGGCGACUGCGGAUACGGACUGAUGAAGGACGUGGUGAGUAACAAGUUCACCGUGCUAAUGACCACGACUCACGACUGCGAAAAUCGCUCCUCGUCGCCAUGCCUCGAGUCUCUAACCCUGAAGGUGGAAAAAGACGCUUUUCGACUCACUCUCAACGGGACGUCCCCUUCGGUGAAGAAGAACGACGCGUCUCUCUCGGUUCCGAACCACGUGGACGGGCUGGACUUUACGUGGGACGGGGAGACGUUGAGCUUGGAUGCGUCCGACCUGGGUCUCCGUCUCUCCAUCGAUUCUCAGGGGAAGGUGGAUGCCCGAGUGGAUGAGAGUCGGUGGAAGACCAUCAGUGGUCUAUGCGGCACCUUGGACGGGAACCGGGAGAACGAUUGGGUCGCCGAGGAUGGAUCCCAUCAGGAUCUUCAGGAUUUUCUUCAGGGUUGGAGGGAUCCGGGUCCGUCGUGCGAAAUGGAAAAUACGUCCAAGUCCUGUGAUCACCUUGAGAGCGCAGAGAAGUUCUGCCAGCGAUUGCUUCAUCACCCGGCCAUAAAGAAAUGCGAACAGGUGAUAGAAUCAAACUCCUUCGUGGAAGCAUGCAUCCGAGAUCGUUGCACGUGUCACGAAUCGAAUAAGGAGGCAUGUGGAUGCUCCACGAUUUCCAUCUACAUGCAAAGAUGUCGAGCCCUGGAUGGCCUCGACGACAUCGACUGGAGAACUCCUGAAUUCUGUCCCCUGAAAUGCGAGGGGAAUAUGGGGUACACCCCGUGUGCACCUUCGAGAGAGAAGACUUGCUUGGAUCAGGAAGACUUAGUGGAGGAAGAUAAGUGCCGCGAGGGAUGCACUUGCCCUAAGGGUACCGUCCUCGACCAGGGUCGCUGCAUCCCCCUUCACCAGUGUCCCUGUCGCCACCACAAUGCCACGCACGGGCCUGGGGACGUCAUUCAAUGGGACUGCAAUCGAUGCGUGUGCGAGGGAGGCAAGUGGGAAUGUUCCGGGAGGGCCUGCGGUGCGAGAUGCGCCGUGGUCGGGGAUCCUCACUACGAUACCUUCGAUGGAAGGAAAUACGACUUCAUGGGGAAAUGUUCCUAUACUCUCCUUCAGUCUGACCAGAAAUUUGCCAUCUCCGCACAGAACGUCCCCUGUGCCGGCUCCGUUUCACAGGGGCUGAAUUACCCGGUGAGCCUGAGCAAGGGAAUGCCGUCGUGCAUUCGAUCGGUGAAGAUUCAAGCGAACGAGGUGACGAUUGACCUGCUGCAGAAUCACUUGACCCUGGUAAAUGGGAGAGAGGUCAGGGAUUUCCCCGUCAAUGUCUCCGGGGGCCACGUCAUCAAAUACGCCUCCAACGUUUUCCUCUUAGUUACGUUGUCAAAUGGAGUAGAAGUUUGGUGGGACGGAGAGACCAGAGUCUACAUUGAUGCCCCGGCGGAGUUCAAAGGGAAAACAAAAGGGCUAUGCGGAACGUUCAACGAGAAUCAGUCGGACGAUUUCCUCACGCCUGAGGGUGACGAGGAGGCAGAGGAGACGAUGUUUGCAAACCGGUGGAAGACGUCGGAGUCCUGUCCCGAUUCCGAGCAGGUUCAGCAUCCUUGCGAACGGAAUCCCGGGAGGAAGCCGUCGGCCGAGAGCAUCUGUGCCGUUCUCAAAGAGCCUAUCUUCAAGGCGUGCGGAGGAGACGUCGACCCGAAUCCUUACUACGAGGACUGCAUAUACGAUGCCUGCAACUGCGAAUCGGAGAUGGGUUCCUGCGCCUGCCCCGUCAUUUCCUCGUACGGAAACGAAUGCGCUCGGAGGGGGGUGUUUUUGGAAUGGAGACAUCGAGUACGGGAAUGCGGUAUGAGUUGCCCCGUGGGUCAGCAGUAUCACGUGUGCGGGGAUUCGUGUUCGCGGACCUGUCUCAACCUUGCCCUUCACCCCGACUGCGAGAGUCGAUGCGUCGAGGGUUGCAAUUGUCCCAAGGGCCUCAGCAUGGAUGCCGAGGGCCGGUGCAUCCCCGUCGCAGAUUGUCCUUGCCUUUUCGGAAGGAAGGAGUAUCCUCCUGGGUUCGGGCAACUCAGACCGGGAUCUCGAGGAAUCCAACUUUGCAAAUGUUUGUCCGGUCGAUGGUCCUGUGAGCCCGCGGCCCCGAAUGCCACGACCCCUGCUCCUCCAUCCUCUUUCAAAUGCGACCAUUGGAAGCACCAGCAAUUCACGGAUUGCAAGCCGUCUCCGCUUCCCACCUGCCACAGUUACAUGUUCUCGGAGGAGAAGAAGGAUCUGGUGGUAUGCGAGCCAGGGUGCGUGUGCGAGGAAGGAUACGUGUUGGACGUGGACAGUGGAGGGAAAUGGGAAUGCACGAAGAAGGAAUGCAUUGGGACAUGCGUGAGCUGGGGUGAUUCCCACCUCCUCACCUUCGACCGAAAGCUCUACGACUUCCUAGGCGAGUGCAGCUACGCGAUGGCCAAGGGGAAGCUCGCCUCGGACCGCACCUUCGAGCUUGACAUUCAGAAUAUUCCCUGUGGGACGAGUGGAGUGACCUGCACCAAGUCCUUGACUCUGCACGCGGGAGGAGAGUCCGUGACGCUCGUCAGGGGAAAACCCCUUCCGCCUCAUACGGGAAAGAUAUUAGUGAGAGACGUGGGACUAUUGGUCCUAGUGGAAGUCAGGGGAAUCGGAUUGAUGGUAGAAUGGGAUCGAGGCACCAGGGUCGCGCUUCAUCUGGAUCCUCAAUGGAAGAACAAGGUGAAGGGGCUGUGUGGAAAUUUCAACGGAGACGAAGGCGACGACUUUCGCGGUCCGGCUGGGGGUUCUCCCGAGACGGAACCGGCCGUUUUUGCCGAUGCCUGGAGGCUUCAGCCCCAUUGUCCCCAUACAAAGACACCGCCAGACCCGUGCAUGGAAAGCCCGGAACGGAAGGACUGGGCCUGGAAGAAAUGUUCAGUCUUGAGGAGCGACGUCUUUCGACCCUGUCACUCUGAAGUCCCCUUCAAACCCUACUUAGAAAGCAAUCCAAUGCGACGAGACCAGUUCCAAGUACUCUCCGUGUAUGAGUGCUUGUCCGGAACGGACAUGCGAGAACAAUCUUCAUUACGAGCACGUCAACGCCUCCUGUUCCUCUUUUCCUUGCAUCGAAGCGGAGGUCGUAAAGUGUGCCGAGGCGAGCCCUGCAAAUUCACGUACGAUACCUUUCCCGUGAUUCCGGAGACGACGACGACGGCGAAGACGGCGCCACAGACGGCGUCCUGCAUCUCGGGCUGGUCCACCUGGAUCAACAACAAUCAUCCCGUUCCAUUCAAGAAUCCAGACGAUGUCGAACCCAUCACGUUCCACUGGAUCGACGUGAACCGUUAUCCGGAAUCGCCGAUCUGUGAGAUAGACGAGAUGGCGGAGAUAGAAUGCCGGACGGUUGGGACGCACGUUCCACCGAAACUCACAGGCCAGGACGUGGAAUGCAGCCUGGAACGGGGUCUCGUAUGCCGAGGGACUGAUGCCAUGCAGGGAAGAUGCCAUGACUACGAAAUCCGUAUCCGCUGCCGAUGCCGUCACGAAGGAAUCGGAACUACUACUUCAGAGCCAAUAGGGAGACGGGAAGUAGAACCCCUACUGACGUGCAAGGAAGGCUGGACUGAUUGGAUGGACGGAUCCAGUCCGGAUGAAUCCGGGGAAUUCGAGACCGUCGGUCAGUUGAGGAGACAUUACGGGUUUUGCCCAGAGCAAAACAUGGUCGACAUUGAAUGUCGACCUCGAGAGAACGACACGAGACGCCAGGGCAGCUGCGGGCUUCCUAUCGGGCUCCACUGCAUCAGCCCCAGGGAUGUCAAAUAUGCCGAAGGGAACCCGUUCCCGUGUGCCGACUACGAGGUUCGACUCAAGUGUGACUGUGGAAACUGUCUCGAUCCUCUUGGAAUGAGUUCAGGAGACAUCCAGGACUCGCAGAUUAGCGUGAGCAGCUUUCAGAGUUUGGACACGAUGGGGAAUGCUGCACGAUUGGGUCAUCCCUCAAGAGCCUGGGUUCCCAGCACUAACCAUUUGGGGCAGGAGUGGAUCCAGGUGGAUUUCGUGGGAGAGAGGAAUAUCACGGGUGUGGUGCUGGAGCCCCAUCCCGAGUUACCCUACUGGGUGGAAGCCUUCUCCUUGGAAACCAGCGUCGACGGCAGAAACUGGCUGCCAUUCUCCGUCAGACCGGCAGACGACAGCGGCGUGUUUCCAGGCAACGUGGAAGGAGAGGGAAGGAGGGAAAUUCUCUUCGAACGGAUGUUGACGACGAGACUUCUAAGAUUAACUCCUAAAAGAUCCCACGAUUGGCCCGCUAUGCGGCUCGAGAUAUUGGGGUGCAGAGUGAAGGAAACGGGAACCACCACCACCACCAGCGCACCUGUUCCGUUGAUUCUCCCUGUCACUUUCCCUCCGUCCCCCUGCAUCCAGAGUGGCUGGACCUCUUGGAUCAGCAGCCACGUCCCCACACCACAGGAUCCGGACGAGGCGGAGACGGUGCUGAUGAUGAGGGGGAAGGAGGCGUUCUGUGCCGACGAGUAUGUCACGGACUUCCAAUGUCGUUCGAGAAAUGCAUCGGGAAAACCGUUGGGAUUCGUCUGUGACUUGAAUAUGGCACGACCUCACAAGGAAGAUCCGGACGACUGCAGGGCAUUCCUACAUUGCGUUCCUCGACUGGGCUACGUGGAAUGGGUGAAGAAGGAAUGUAACAUUGGGACGCUUUACCAUCCCGUCACUAUGAUCUGUGACUGGCCUUACAAUGUCUACAAGCUGGAGGUGGAUGCCUUGUUUCUUACCGUGCAGCCCGGAGCAGUGAACUCGCUGAAGGCUUGCCUGGUGUGUCAAUGUGCAGAGAACGAAUAUUCGUGCGAUGACACUCUGUGCUACGCGACGACCCCGUCCGGGAUUCCAGCCGUCACAUGUGGAUGGCUGGAUGUGGAUGUCUCCUCGAUUCCUCCAGGCGCCGAUGCCACUUCUGAGAAUGAUCGAUGGUACAUUCUUGCAGCGAUCGAGAUGCCGAUAUCGAAGAGAUCGGAGUCUGAGAAGCUUCCGGAAGACUGUUUUCACGGACACCUCGAGGUCUAUUGCCUCUGUCCGCAGGAGACCACAGGCGAACCAACGACCACAAGCACCGGUUGCGACUCGUGGUCCGAGUGGAUCAACGAUAACCGGCCGGAUGACAUAAUGGAAUGGGAGAUGAGGACUACGGACCAGCUUCACAGUCACGGAUUCUGCCUCCAAGUGAGUCCAGUUGGACUCGAUCGAUUCGGUAAAGAUAAGCACCAAAGGGACAAGGACAUGACCAUUGGGAGAUCACAGGGUAAGGUCGAGGGAUUGGAAUGCGGAGACGUUGUGACUGGAGAGACGUUCAAUGCAAGUCGCAGCGAUAGGAUUCAGUGCGAUCUUCUCACGCAUCCCCACCUCUUCUGUUCCGGCGCUUGCCACGAUUUCCAGAUCCGAUAUUUCUGCUCUUGUGGUGGCGAAGGAUGGAUUGCCGGCGUUGAAAAUCGAGAUCAAUAUCUUCAGGUGGACUUAGGGGAACAAAAGGCGAUCCAUGGGAUGAUUCUGGUCGGGAAGGCUGGUUACGUCCUCGCUGUUCAUAUUCAAUACAGCAAAGAUGGAUCUUGGUUCAGCUUCCUUAGUCACUCCAACGGAUCCCCUCAGGUGAUUCCAGGUCCCCUGGCCCCUCACUCGAAAAUUCGGCAUCUCUUCAAAGUCCCAUUCGAGGCCCGGUACAUUCGUGUGAAUCCGCUCAAGUGGAUUAAUCACUUGGAGUUACAAGUGGACUUGCUGGGUUGCCCAGAAGACGUCGUCCACAUGACCACAGAAAGCUCCAUUACCACCACUCUCUCAGGUCGUUAUGGGGGCCUCUACGACUCCAUCCGUGAUGAGCAGGUCGUGCAUGACCGAUCCGUCUCUUUUGAAGGUCCGAAAUGCGAAGAUGCGAUGGGGGUAAAGAAUGGCGAAAUUGAGGAUUCCAUGAUCGUAGUUUCCUCCUCCUUGAGGGGGAAUGCCAGCCUUGUGCGUCCAGGUGCAACAAUGCCCUGGAGGCCUUCCACUGAUUCCAGGACUGAAUACAUACAGUUCGAUUUUCUGGAUCCUCGAGAAGUCACUGGGUUCCAAAUCUAUGGGGAUCCGGUGGACAAAGGGAACCGAGUGACCAGCUUCAAAAUUAAGUUCAGUGCAGACGGGAAACUCUGGAACACGGUCACAGACGUUUCUGGUCAAGAGGAGAUCUUGGGAUCGAAGGACGAGAGAAGUAUCUUUCUUGAGAAGCCUCUGAGAACGAGGUACAUUCGGAUCCUUCCAUUCACCUGGGAAGGCCAACACAUUUUCAUGCAAAUCGAGGUCCUGGGCUGCUAUCAGCCCUAUCUAAGUUUUCAAUUCUUCGUUCAGAACGCCCAGAGCCAGGUAUCUCGGAUCUUGGAACGAUGCGAUUGCGAGUGCAUACCUUGCUCCAAAGGAACAAGGCUGUGCCGAGGCUCCAACAUCUGCUUGAAUGAGACUCGUUGGUGCGAUGGGGUCGAGGAUUGCGACGAGGACGAACGAGAAUGUAAAAUCGCAACGACGACUCCAGAAUCGAUUCCACCUCGAAACGGUUCUUGUCUCAUUGUCGAGGACGAAAUCAAGACGUUUGACGAAGUGAAAUUGGAGGCGGAUUUUUGUCAUCAUGUACUGGCCAGAGAUUCUGCAACAACACCACCCCUUUGGAACAUUUCAUUGGAGAUGGUGUGCGAGGAGACGGAUUGUUGGAAUGCCAUUCACAUCGAGGAAGAUUCUUAUCGAGUCACCUUCCACUCCUCCAAGCAAAUCUUCUACCUUGGACGUCGAUAUCACCUUGAACAGAUCCAACGGAUCGGAGUCUUGAAAGGAAAGUUCGCGGUGCAUCAAUCUGGGAAUGUCCUUUUUUAUGAAUCCAUUCGCCAUGGAUUUAAGAUCUGGUUCAGGUCUGGCUCUCUCCUUCAUCUUCACAUCCAGAUGUCUGAGACUCAGUUUGGACGAGUGGAAGGAAUGUGUGGCUUUUUUAACGGGGAUCCAUCGGAUGAAAGAAGAACCCCGAAGGGUUCCAUCGCGGGAUCUUCUUCAGAAUUCGCAAAAUCAUGGUCUCUGUCUCAAAAGUCUUGCACCCCACACCAAUGUCCGAGCGAAGUUCAAAGCAAAGCGACGCAGAUCUGCGAUACCAUCAUGAAGACGGAAGCCAUUAAGACCUGUCUGAGCAAGCUUUCAUCUGAUGAAAUCUUGCGAACUUGCCUCAAGGCGAGCUGCAGAUGCCUAAGGAAUACAACCCAAGUCGAGCAAUGCCGAUGCGGAUAUAGAGAAUAUCUGGCAGAGAAAUGUCUGAUGAAAGGAGAGGAAAUUGGACCGAAAGAAAGCGAAUGUGAUGGUGCGAGAGAAUGUGGCCCGAACGAGGAAUACAAGCAAGAGUGUAGGGGAGAAGGAAGAUGUGACCCCACGUGUCAAAUGUCAGGUGUCAUCGAGGUGCCCUCCUGUGGGGAUACAUCUGGAAGGUGUCAUUUAGGGUGCUUCUGCAUCCCAGGGACUAUACGCCUUCAGGGAAAGUGCAUCCCCAGAGAACAGUGCAGAAAUGCGGUGUGCGAAGGUUUUGGAGAUCCCUGGUACUUCUCCUUCGAUCGGAGACCUUUCAGCUUCAAUGGAAAUUGCACAUACACCGCUCUGAAGCAUGAAAAAUUCCAGGUUCUGGUGAGGAACGAUAAUUGUGGAACCGAUCUCACCUGUCUCCAAGUCCUGACUAUAGUUAUUGGCAACCACACGACUCGCCUAAUUCCUGGAAAAACACUCCUGGGCAACGAAGCAGUGGGAGAGGGGGUGAUAAAGAAUGAUGACUUCCACUUGGUCUCCACGUGGCCGGGGGAUGAGGUUUCCGUCUUCUAUCCCUUGCUCAAUGCCGAAAUCACCUUCCAACCUCGAAUCAAAGGUUUCUUCAUUCAACUUCCCUCCUCCCUCUAUGGAAACUCCGUACAAGGACUUUGCGGGAACAUGAAUGGGAGGGCGGAUGACGAUAUCCUGACCCAGAACGUGAGCGAAUUCGCGACGAGAUGGCAGAAUUGGGAAAUGGAUGGGGCAGCAAAACAAUGCGCAGUGGGCAUGGAGUACAGAGCCUGCGCCCCCAAAUGCAUCCGGACGUGCAAGGAGAUACAGGAUGAGAUGAUGUCGCUUUUCAACCAAGUCAUCCAGGUUCGAUUAGACAUGACGCAGGGUUCGGAGGAGCAUUGUCCCUUCCUGCAGGAAUCAGAAGGUUGCUUCUGUCCACCUGGAACCGCCCUAUGGAAACCUGGUACGUGCGUGAACGAGAGCCAGUGUCUUCCUUGUGACGGCCACGACCAUUUCUUCGGAGACAUCUGGAAGCCAGAUCCUUGCACCAAGUGCACCUGUAAUGAGUAUGGGACGCAAUGCGAGAAGGAGAUAUGCCCAACUCCUCCUGUAUGUUUGUCAGGACAUCGACUCAAGACUGAAUCAGAUCAGGACCAUUGCUGUCCUCGUCUAACAUGUCGUCUGUUUCUUUCAUCCGUUUUCACUCCUAUCCCGAAAGAGAAUGGUAGAAUACGCACAUCAUUUGUUGCAGAACCUGAGAAGCGGUCGGAGUGUCCGAAAUUGGUAGAACCAGAUUGUGGAUACGGACAGGAACUUCAUCUGAUUGAAAGCAAAGAUACAUGUCCAUCCUUUGCAUGCGAAUGCGUGGUGAAGUCGAACUGUCCACCGUUGGAGAGUCCGACCUUGAACGAAGGAGAGGAGGGGGUGCUGAAUGAACAAGGCUGUUGUCCCCGCCUUGAAGUGAUUUGCAGGAAGGACAAGUGCCCGGCCGAAUCGCAAUGUCCUCCCUUCCACCGAAAGAGCAUCAUCCCAUCCACUGAGAAGCAUUGCUGCCCAAAGUUUACAUGCGAUCCACCUAAGGAUGGAUGCGUGUAUGAGCACCAGUUUUCAGUGGAUAUCCAAGGCUUCCAGCACAAACUUCAGAAUCCUCUCAACGCCCCAAAGUUCUAUAAGGUGAAUACAACGUGGAAAGACGGGUUAUGCCGUGAAUGCCGCUGCAUAGAGAAAGGAGCUGGGAAAUUGACCUCGGAGUGUGAAAAUAUCCAUUGCCCAAAUGCAACUGACCUAUUUGGGGACAUUUACGAGCUGAUCGAGGAACUGGAACCGAAUGCAUGCUGUCCAAAGUUCGCUCGGGUCGCCUGUAAAGAUGAUAAUAAUCUCCCACAUCCACCAGGGAGUUCUUGGAAGUCGAAGGAUCCAUGCCUCAAAUACGAGUGCAUUGUUAGAGAAGGUAAGGUGGAACGACUAGAAGUGAGGGAUAGAUGUCAAACCAAUUGCUCCUUGGGUUGGGUAUACAAGAAUGAGACGAUUGAAAGAGACAAAUGCUGUGGGAGGUGCGUCCAAGUGUCAUGCAUAGAUGAAGCGGGAGGUUUGAGAGGGAUGGGAGAGAAGUGGACUUCACCGGACCAUUGCUGGAAUUACAUCUGUCUUCCAUCCCCCGAUGAGGCUUCCGUAAGUCUCAUUCUAUUUCCAGUCAUCCCAGGUAGCGUUCGGAAUUCGGAGGAUGAGCCCAUCCUGCAGCUGGUGUCGAAGGGGGAAAAGAUUCAGUGUCCGUUGGUGGACUCAGGAUGUCCACCGGAGGAGCUUUAUACGGAUCCCACGGGAUGCUGUCAACUCUGCAAACACAUUGGUUCAUCGCUUCGAAAUUGCGUGAAAGAAUAUGUGAAUGGAAGCGAGACGCAGGGUUUGAUUCGAGUCCAACACCCAGCAAAGAAGGGCGUUUUGUGCAAGAAUCCGGACCCCAUACCAGAAAUGGCUUCCUGCGUUGGGAAUUGCUUCUCCACGGCCACUUUCGAUUCAGUGCUAGGAUCCUACAAGCGAGUGUGCGAUUGCUGUCAACCGGAGAGAUUCAAGGAUACCUCGGUGAGAUUGAGUUGUGAGGACGGAUCUUUCAUCACCCAUGCCCUCAAGCUUCCCUCUUCCUGUUCCUGUGCUCCUGGUUGUUAAUGUCCUCCUUUGGCCAUUCAUAAGCAUUACGUUGCAGCAUCAUGUGAUUCUCCAUAAGCCGCCU
Darwinula stevensoni is the source of this 10723-nucleotide messenger RNA. Lineage: Eukaryota; Metazoa; Arthropoda; Ostracoda; Podocopida; Darwinulidae. The record is from the annotation of a GenBank genome assembly.